CCAAUAGUAGCACAACAUCAUUCUAACAUUUCAGUAAGCAAUUUGAACUGCUUGUUCCUAUUAUCACCAUGGUUGCCAACAUCCAAUUCCAUCAUAUUACUCUAGCUUUGAUCUUCUGCUCGGCAUUAUUGGCUUUUCAAGUCACAUCGCGCACUCUACAAGAUGCGAGCAUGUAUGAGAGGCACGAGCAAUGGAUGGCUCGCUACGGCAAAGUCUACAAAGACCUCCAAGAAAGGGAGAAGCGAUUCAAGAUAUUCGAGGAAAAUGUGAACUACAUUGAAGCUUCUAACAAUGCCGGGGACAAAGCUUACAAGCUAGGCAUUAAUCAAUUUGCUGACCUCACAAAUGAAGAAUUCACAUCAUCCAGAAAUGGAUUCAAGAGCCACAUGAGUUCCUCAAUUGAACGGACCACUUUUAAGUAUGCAAAUGUCACUGCAGUACCAAACACUGUGGAUUGGAGACAAAAAGGAGCAGUGACUCCCAUCAAGAACCAACAACAAUGUGGAUGUUGCUGGGCAUUUUCUGCUGUUGCAGCAACCGAGGGAAUCAACAAACUGAAGUCUGGAACUUUGAUUUCUUUAUCCGAACAAGAACUUGUGGAUUGCGACACUAAAGGUAUCGACCAAGGUUGUGAGGGCGGCCUAAUGGACGAUGCAUUCAAAUUCAUUAUUCAAAAUGGUGGACUAACGACUGAGGCCAAGUACCCUUAUAAAGGUGUUGAUGGAAAAUGCAAUACAAAAGCAGCAGCCAACCAUGCAGCUACCAUUACUGGCUACGAAGAUGUCCCCGCCAACAACGAGCAAGCACUGAAAAAUGCAGUCGCUAAUCAACCUGUUUCUGUGGCCAUUGAUGCUAGUGGCUCUGAUUUCCAGUUCUAUAAAAGUGGUGUCUUCACGGGAAGCUGUGGAACUGAGUUAGAUCAUGGUGUCACCGCUGUGGGUUAUGGAGUCAGUGACGAUGGAACAAAAUAUUGGUUAGUUAAGAACUCAUGGGGAACUGAAUGGGGGGAAGAAGGAUAUAUCAGAAUGCAAAGGGAUGUAGAUGCCUCAGAAGGACUUUGUGGCAUAGCAAUGCAAGCUUCUUACCCCACUGCUUAGAAACCAAACUUGAUUCUUCUUUUCCUAUACAUACCUAAACUUUUUACUUCUACGUACAUAUAUAUAUAUACAUACAUACAUGUUGCAUAUAUUGUGGUUUCUUUGACCAGUUGUAACAUCUGUUCUCA
Arachis duranensis is the source of this 1225-nucleotide messenger RNA. Its product is annotated as senescence-specific cysteine protease SAG39. Gene Ontology annotation, cellular component: lysosome. Bases 69 to 1097 code for a protein of 342 amino acids. NCBI's taxonomy places the organism in Eukaryota, Viridiplantae, Streptophyta, Magnoliopsida, Fabales, Fabaceae. Gene Ontology annotation, molecular function: cysteine-type endopeptidase activity. The transcript is spliced from 2 exons. The record is from RefSeq and is a predicted model, not a curated record.